GGAGACUGGACUGGGGAUAGGGGAUCUAGAUGCGGGUGGAGCUCCCAGCCUGAGCUCUGGCAGCCCCUGGGCCCCAGGUGGAGAGGUGGCCAGGCACCCUGUGUGGUCCCCGGGAACAGUAGCACCUGAGGGAUGAGAGCUUGCUGCACAAAACCUGGGCGUCUGUCCUGGGGAAGAUACUGCACCAAGCAAUGCGCACCAGGCAGGGAGGGCCCCAUGCGGGGGCUGAGUGUCUGACCCCAGUGGGAUGACUAAGUUAGUCUUGGCUGUGAGCAGGCGAGGUGGGAGCGCGCCAAGUUAUGAAAUGCUGAUUGCUGUGCAGGAGUGGAGCAUCUGGGGUCCUGCCUGGGGGCCGGAGGGGCGUGCCCGGUGCCUGAUAAAAGGGGUUGCUCAGCGCGGGGACUGUUUUCUCAGUGUCCUGCCUGCGGCACUUCUCGAGGGUGGGCAGCCUUCAGGGUGUCAAGAAGGCUCCGGAGCAGAGAUUUAAUCCUCCCACUUGGAGACGCUCAGGGUAGGAAGGGGACUGAGUCACAGCCCUAGUAUGGCCACCGCGGCGUGCGAGCCUGUGGCUAGACCCAGCCUGACCUCCAUUUCGUCCGGAGAGCUCCGCAGCCUGUGGACCUGCGACUGUGAGCUGGCCCUGUUGCCCCUGUCGCAGCUGCUCCGCCUACAGCCUGGUGUCUUCCAGCUGCGUGGUGAGCAGCUCCUGGUACUCGGGCCCGGGGAACCCGCGGACGUGCGAGGGGGUUUCAAUGUCUUCGGGGACGGCCUCGUGAACUUCGACGGGCAGCUCUACCGCCUUAGCAGCUACAUCAAAAGAUAUGUGGAACUGACCACCUACUCUGAUUAUAAAGACUACAGGGAGACAAUCUUGAGCAAGCCCAUGCUAUUCUUCAUUAACGUGCAGGCCAAAAAGGACACCUCAAAAGAAAGGACCUUUGCGUUUCUUGUGAACACAAGGCACCCCAAGAUAAGAAGACAGAUAGAGCAAGGGAUGGACAUGGCCAUCUCCUCGGUGAUCGGAGAAAGCUAUAGACUUCAGUUUGAUUUCCAGGAAGUAGUAAGGAAUUUCUUCCUUCCGGGAACUAAAGUGCUGAAUGGAGAGAAUUUGAGUUUCGCCUACGAAUUCAAGGCAGAUGCCCUAUUUGAUUUCCUUUACUGGUUUGGGCUCAGCAAUUCUACCGUAAAAGUGCAAGGAAAGGUUCUCAACUUGACAAGCAUGAACCCAGAAAAGAAAGAAACCAUUAAGUUAUUUCUGGAGAAAAUGAGCGAACCGUUAAUCCGGAGGAGCAGUUUCUCUGACCGCAAAUUUAGUGUCACAUCUAGAGGUUCAAUAGACGAUGUCUUUAACUGCAACCUGUCACCCAGAUCGUCGGUUACAGAGCCACUCUUGGCAGAAUUAUCAUUUCCAAGUGUUCUGGAAUCUGAAGAGUCAUCCAGCCAAUUUAUCUGAUUGGUCUGAACAUUCUAGCUGUCGCCCUUUGGAGGCCUGUGGCAGACAGCGGGUUGAAGGGGUAAGAGGUGGGAACUUCCAACCCUUUGCCAGUCCCUGGUCCUCCAAGGCUCUACAGAAGCCAGUUUCCCCACUUCCCUGGGCAUGGUGCCCUGGCUGGCCCAGUGCAGCUGCCUCCCAUCAGGGUUAUGAUUAUAGGAUGGAAGGGCCUUGUCCCUAUGGCACAGGGUGCCACCGACAUGGAACCUUCUCUGAAGAAUCUGAGCGAGUCUCCAGGGCCUACCACCCUGAACUUUGCCUAGCAGCCUGGCACUCUGGGGACUUUCCUGGCAACUUUUGUGGGAAGCACUUGACUCUCUGCUUGGGGCACACCUUGAGACUCACUGCCCCAGCAGGCCUGACUCAAACUCUCCUCUUGCAAGUGUGUUAGGCAAAGCCUGUGCCACACUUCACUUGGAGGCAAGUAUGGUUUUCAUCCCACCCAUGGGAGACCUCGAGGACAUUCAAGAUACUGGCUGCUGAAGGAUCUGCAGGAUGCCAGGAUGAACCGUGUCUGGAAUGUAAAGGCCAGGUGGUAGCAGCAAUCAGCAAGUGACAAGAUCAUGCCCACCUCCCUGCAGGCACACCAUGCAAGUUGGCAUUCGGAAUACGCUUUUAGCAAUCUUAACACAGAAAGGAAAGUAAGCCAUUAACAAAGUACAUCGAACACCAGUGAACUUUCUGCCCACAGCUCCAAUGGGACUCACUUAAAGGCAAACAUUAUCCAAUCUACAUGUAAAUGUUUAUGUGACUGGCCAGGCAUGGUGCACACCUGUGAUCCCAGCACUUUGGAGCUGGAGGCAGUAGAAUCAGGAGUUCAGGAUUACUCUGACUUCAUAGGGAAUUCCAGGCCAGCCUGGGCUAUUACUACAAAAGAUUCAGUCUCAUAAAAUCAAAGUUUUGCAUUUGUGGAUUCCUGCAAAGAGUCAUAAGAAAGCAGACUUAUGGGCCCUGUGUACCAUUUUUUCUAUCCUUUAAUAACAAGUUCCCAUGCUACAUAUUUUGAUAACACUACUGAUGACCUGGUAUUUACAUCUGAAAGUUUAUCUAGUGCAUACGCACAAUUAAAACUUUUCUUGGCAGUCA
Messenger RNA from Mesocricetus auratus (golden hamster), 2578 nucleotides. It is a transcript of the gene Medag, whose product is annotated as mesenteric estrogen dependent adipogenesis. Gene Ontology annotation, cellular component: cytoplasm. Lineage: Eukaryota; Metazoa; Chordata; Mammalia; Rodentia; Cricetidae. The record is from RefSeq and is a predicted model, not a curated record. Bases 542 to 1453 code for a protein of 303 amino acids. The transcript is spliced from 5 exons.